AGCCUGCCCAUUCAUGCCUUUUGGGAGGCAUACGAGCUUGUUGACUAGAUUAUAUUUGGUUGCAAAGCCUACGCCAGCUCCACAGUGCUCCUCAUCCCAGCGGUCACUCUAGAAGAACAUGUAUCCAGCUCCAGCUUUGGUAAGCUGGCCUUCAUUUGCCAGCCUUGUUUCACUCAGGGCUGCUAUUUGGAUCAGCUGAGUUCUCUCACAAGAAGAGCUUUCAGGUCUCCUGGAUUUUCUGUUGUCUGGUAGUGUGUACAUGUUCCAAUGGUCAGCCUUCUCUACUUCUGACAGGAGGAAAAAGAAAGACUGUGGUGAUGGUGAGCCUGCCUCAGAUGUGCAGAAAAAGCUCCCUUCCAGUGCAGGAGAAGACCGAGCUAUUCUCCUGGGGUUUACGAUGAUGGGUUUCUCCAUCCUUAUGUUUUUUUUGCUGGGAGUCACCAUUCUCAAACCUUUCAUGCUCAGCACACAGCGAGAAGAAGCAAACUGUACCAUUAUGGACACGCAUGUGAAGGAUGACUGGCUGGAUUGUUCAUUCACCUGCGGGGUCGACUGCUGGGGCCAGGGGAAGUACCCUUGCCUUCAGGUGUCUGUAAACCUCUCCCAUUCUGGCCUGAAAGCUUUCCUGCACUAUAAUGAAGAAGCUGUUCAGAUAAACCCAGAGUGCUUUUACACACCAAAAUGCCAUCGAGAUAAGAAUGAUCUACUCAACAGAGCUCUGGACAUUAAGGAAUUCUUUGACCACAAAAAUGGAACUCCUUUCUCUUGCUUCUACAGCCCAGACAGCAAACCGGAGGAUGUUGUCCUGAUUAAAAAGUACGACCAAAUGGUUAUCUUCCACUGCUUGUUCUGGCCGUCGUUGACUCUGUUGGGUGGUGCAUUGAUUGUGGGCAUGGUGAAAUUAACCCAACACUUGUCAGUGCUGUGUGAGGAGUACACCAAUAUGAUGAGAGAAGAAGCUGGCAACAAUACAACACAGAAAGAACUGCAACACUACAGACUGGGGAGAAAGGGGAGAAAGAAAGAAAUCAAGGGUUUAAGAUGGUGGCCCAGUCAAAAAAAACAACAAACUAUUCCCUUUACAUGAUGUAGUCACUGCUUAAGUCUGCUUGCAAAUUAACUCUGUAGAAGACAACUCUGAAAUUGUUACAUGGUAUUUUUCAUGUGAAAAAAAAAUUCUUUUAGCAAUUAAAAAUGCACCAGUUCUUUUUCCCCA
Molecule: messenger RNA, 1216 nt
Organism: Phascolarctos cinereus (koala)
Lineage: Eukaryota; Metazoa; Chordata; Mammalia; Diprotodontia; Phascolarctidae
Source: RefSeq, a predicted model, not a curated record